GCAUUUUAAAUGCCUAAUUGGCUUAUAUAUUGAUCAUACUGAUCUGGAAAUUACAUCGUUGCCAUUGAUCGCCUCGAGCUUAUCCGCCGCCCGUUAUGAGUGCUUGCUAGCUAGCUUAUCGGGAACAGCUAGCUAGUCAACACCGGCUGCCAUCAGCUCUAGGGUAUCAUUCCUGUAGUGGACUGUGACGAUGGUAUCUGGACUGGGAAAUGUCGCCUCAUGGCGACUUGCAUCUGUAUUGAUUGCCGGUCUGCUGGCUAUCCAGGGACGCGCCAGUCCGUCAGUCAAUGUUGCUCUCCAAGCUUCGUUUGAUUCCCCGCCUUAUCUGAUAGAGCUUCUAGAAUCCGCCGCAGAGGAGAACUCUACCUCAUACUUCCCAUUACUCGAUCGGAUCGCCGACGGUUCUUUCGACGACGCUGUUACGGAUAAGGACCUAUAUGACCGCUUUUUGGAAGUUGUGCGUGAGGAUGGACACUUACGGACCCCCGAAAGUCUCUCGUCUUUCAAGUUGUCGCUGGCGAUGAGAUCUGCCAGUCCGCGGAUCACGGCUCACUACCAGUUCUAUAAUGCUUCGGUUCAACAUUCCUUGAUGGCCGCGCAGGAUGCGGUCUGUCCUGUUUGGGUGCACUCGGAAGGAAAGCAAUACUGCUCGUCUACUAUGGAACGUGCUCAACAGGAUGUUGAAGGUUCUGAUGAUCCACGAGAACUCCCUUUCGAUCGUGUCUUCGGUGAUCCCUCUCUACCUCCAGCGAUUUUGUACGCGGAUAUAGCGACCCCGAUGUUCAAGGAAUUUCACCAGUCACUGAGUGCUAUGGCAAAAGAAGGACAAGUCUCGUAUCGCGUACGAUAUAGGCCUCCCCAACAUUGGACUCCUCGCCCUGUUUUUGUGUCUGGAUACGGGGUCGAGCUGGCGUUGAAGCGGACGGACUACAUUGUGAUUGAUGAUAGAGAUGCGGAAGAAAGAGGGACCGGCAGCAUUGAGUCCGGAAAGUCUGACGCGACGGAGGAUGAUUUGGACGACCUGAGACCCCUGUCAUCCUCAGAAGUUUCGCGGCUUGGGCUGAACACGGUAGGCUAUGUGUUGGAUAGCGAUGACCCUUUUGACACACUCGUGAAGCUGUCACAGGACUUCCCCAAGUACUCUGCGCGUGUUGCGGCUCACAACGUUUCCACUGAAUUGUUGCAAGAUAUUCGGUCUAGCAGAUUGCGUAUGCUUCCGCCAGGGCUUAACGUGCUUUGGAUCAACGGAGUUCAGAUUGAACCUCGACAAGUGGAUGCAUUCACUCUCCUGGACCACUUGCGUCGUGAAAGAAAAUUGAUCGAGAAGUUCCGCAACUUAGGCCUUUCCGCUACAGAUGCUGUAGAACUGUUGUCACACCCUCUGCUUGGAGAGGCCUUGGCCCAGGAUGGCCCUCAGCGUUACAACUACCGUGAUGACAUUGAGGGAGGUGGUGUUAUCAUGUGGUUGAACAAUCUCGAAAAGGAUGCACGCUAUGAAUCAUGGCCCAGCGAACUUGCAGGAUUUAUGCAACGCACGUACCCAGGCCAGCUUCCAGCAGUGCGCCGCGAUUCCAACAAUAUUGUCUUCCCUGUCGACUUGACGAGCACUGAAGAUGCCGAUAUUGUCGUCAAGACGAUCCAGGUCUUUGUGAAGAACAAGAUUCCCGUCAGAUUUGGUUUGAUUCCGGUUACGUUCUCGGACGGAGCAAUUGCUCAGCUCAAGGUCGCUCAUUACCUUCAAGAGACUUUUGGUCUCGCCAGUUUUAUGGAUUACCUCGAAGCAUCGGCAUCCAAAAACAAGUUGGCUUCUCCGGAUAAGGCUUGCUUCCAGGCUGCAACUCAGGACCGGAACCCUCGUCCUGAGAAGGCUUCUCUAUCUCUAGAUGAAGUCUUGAAUAAUGGUGUAUUUGACGCGACGGUGUCAAAAACAACUGCGUACCUAAACCGUCUAGGGAUGAAGCACGAGCCAUCACAUGCUUUUGUUAACGGUAUUCCUGUCACCCGCAAUGAUAAAUGGGCGCAGGAAAUGAGCACAAAGAUCAGCAGAGAUACCCAGCUCAUUCAACAAAAGAUUGCUGAUGCCGAGGUCGACGAAGAUACUUGGCUGCCAGAGCUGUUUCUUUCACAGGCUUUUGACCGACGCAACCCGGCGAUUGUUCCAGAAGACCCGAAAGAGAUCCGGGCUGUGGACUUGGUGCAGAUUGCGGACUCCCAAGGGGAGCUCUUCAGCCAGAUUCCACGUCUAGCGCUAGACGAAAGCAAUGCCUUGGAGAGUGCCCAUGCCAUCGUUGUUGGCAACUUUGAUGGUGAAACGGGUUAUGAGCUACUUAGUGCGGCCCUCGAGAGCCGGAAGACACAUGGUGAAGUUGAGAUGCUUUUCCUACACAAUCCAAAGCUUGAGGCGCCCCCAGCAUCUAGGUCUGUCGCCGUUCGCCGUUUGUUGAACGGUGGCAAAGAGGUGGAUGCCAGUCAGGUUUUGGAGGCGAUCGCGUCUUCCGCCUUGCCAUCAGAUGAGGAAGUUGGGGAUGCGGCACACUUCUGGGAGGCUCAGCGAGCUGUAGUACAAGGGCUUGGACUCGCUCCGGGCGAAAGGGCACUUAUCGUCAACGGAAGGGUCGUCGGACCAAUUGCCGAAGACAUCUCACUGACCUCAGAGGACCUGGACCAGCUACUGGUUUAUGAGAAGCAAAAGCGAAUUACUCCGGUAGCAAAGGCGGUCAAAGCACUUGAAUUUGACGAGAAGCUUUCUGAUCCGCUCGACUUUGCCAAGCUCACCUCGCUUACCACGCUUUCUACGAUUUCGGAUGUGCCAGAGGGCAUCUAUGAGUCAACUUCGGACAUCCGUUUGUAUUUGUUUAACCGAUGGAACGACGCGCGUUCGGCGAUUACUGUCUCCAACUCUGAGGAUCCAGCGAUCACCAUUGUUGCAUCUAUUGAUCCAACAUCCGAAGUCGCUCAGAAGUGGCUCCCGAUUUUGAAAGUACUGUCCGAGCUAGCGAGUGUCCGAGUUAGGUUGGUCCUAAAUCCCCGCGAGGAGAUCAAAGAACUUCCCACCAAGCGUUUCUAUCGUUAUGUUCUCGAUUCGGAGCCAUCAUUUGAGGAAGACGGUUCGAUUUCUCGGCCCACGGCCUCCUUCUCGGGCGUCCCCGUUGAAGCACUGCUCACCCUGGGCAUGGACGUUCCCUCGUCGUGGCUUGUGGCCCCCAAGGACUCUGUUCAUGAUCUUGAUAAUAUAAAGCUCAGCUCCGUCAAGGAGGGCUCGAAUGUUGAUGCUAUCUACGCAUUGGAACACAUCUUGAUCGAGGGCCACUCCCGUGAUAUGACCACGAAGUCCCCGCCUAGAGGAGUCCAGCUUGUCCUUGGAACGGAGAAUAACCCUCACUUCUCGGAUACCAUCAUCAUGGCCAACCUCGGAUACUUCCAGUUCAAAGCCCAACCUGGACUGUGGAACAUUAACCUCAAACCGGGGCGUAGCGAACGUAUCUUUACUCUCGACAGUGUAGGCGGCCUAGGCUACAACCCCCAGCCCGGCGACGAAAGCAACGAAGUGGCCCUCCUUUCCUUCCAAGGUCGCACCCUUUUCCCGCGUGUCUCCCGCAAGAAGGGCUACGAGACUGAAGACGUCCUCGAAACCAACCCCAGACCAGGUUCGGCGAUGGACUACAUGAAUAAGGGUUUCAACUUCGCCUCCGGCAUCCUAUCCAGCGUCGGAGUCGGCACCAAAGGCAGUGCCAGCGGCAAGCAGGCUGACAUUAACAUCUUCUCCGUCGCCAGUGGACACCUCUACGAGCGUAUGCUCAACAUUAUGAUGGUCUCAGUGAUGCGCAACACCAACCACAGCGUGAAAUUCUGGUUCAUCGAACAAUUCCUCUCUCCUUCCUUCAAGUCCUUCCUGCCCCACCUUGCGAAGGAGUAUAACUUCUCCUACGAAACGGUCACAUACAAAUGGCCACACUGGCUCCGGGCCCAGAAAGAAAAGCAGCGUGAAAUCUGGGGCUACAAGAUCCUCUUUCUGGACGUUCUCUUCCCCCUCGACCUCGACAAAGUCAUCUUCGUUGAUGCCGACCAGAUAGUCCGCACAGACAUGUACGACCUCGUCAGCCUCGACCUCGAAGGUGCUCCUUACGGCUUUACCCCCAUGUGCGACUCCCGCCACGAGAUGGAAGGCUUCCGCUUCUGGAAGCAGGGGUACUGGAAGAACUUCCUCCGCGGCCAGCCCUACCACAUCUCCGCGCUUUACGUCGUCGACCUGAACCGCUUCCGUGCCAUCGCCGCCGGUGAUCGCCUCCGUGGACAGUACCAGAUGCUGUCAGCUGAUCCGGAGAGUCUGAGCAACCUGGACCAGGAUCUGCCGAACCACAUGCAACAUCAUAUCCCGAUCAAGAGUCUGCCGCAGGAGUGGCUGUGGUGUGAGACUUGGUGCUCGGAUGAGUCGCAGUCGCAGGCUCGUACAAUUGACCUGUGCAAUAACCCUAUGACGAAGGAGCCGAAGUUGGAUCGUGCUAGGAGGCAGGUACCUGAGUGGACUGAGUAUGACGAUGAGAUUGCGGCCUUGUCGAAGAGAGUUGCUGCUGAAAAGCAGCAGCAGGCGGAGGAAGAAAGGGACAAUGAACCGUACCCUGACGAGGAUGAAGAGGACGAGGCUUCUUCUGGCUGGGAUAAGGAUGAACUUUAGCGGGUGUCGUUUUAAUUAUAGCGUGUAUACAUAGAUCAGUUUGGUCUCCAG
Molecule: messenger RNA, 4726 nt
Organism: Aspergillus eucalypticola CBS 122712
Lineage: Eukaryota; Fungi; Ascomycota; Eurotiomycetes; Eurotiales; Aspergillaceae
Product: putative UDP-glucose:glycoprotein glucosyltransferase
Exons: 5
Coding region: 191-4675 (1494 amino acids)
Cellular component (GO): endoplasmic reticulum
Molecular function (GO): UDP-glucose:glycoprotein glucosyltransferase activity
Source: RefSeq, a predicted model, not a curated record